This is a messenger RNA of Hemicordylus capensis (graceful crag lizard), 730 nucleotides long. Its product is annotated as matrix Gla protein-like. NCBI's taxonomy places the organism in Eukaryota, Metazoa, Chordata, Lepidosauria, Squamata, Cordylidae. Gene Ontology annotation, molecular function: calcium ion binding. The record is from RefSeq and is a predicted model, not a curated record. The transcript has 5 exons. Gene Ontology annotation, cellular component: extracellular region. Gene Ontology annotation, biological process: regulation of bone mineralization. The coding region runs from base 186 to 497 and encodes 103 amino acids.
UCCUCUUUGCCAGUGAAGACUUCAGGAACAUUGGGAGAAGAGAACCUGCUUCCACCAGAGGAGCCCUGAACGCAGCAGUAAGACCAGCCUGUUCCUCUUGGCUCGAGUGUUCAGCUAGCCUCAGUGGAGACAGAGAAUAAGAAGACAGACGUGGCAAGAGGGAGAGUGGGAGAAGGUGAGACACGAUGCGGACCCUCAUCAUCCUUGCAUUCCUGGCUGUCCUGGUGAUGGCAGCUUUCUGCUACGAAUCCCACGAGAGUAUUGAAUCACAUGAAUAUCAAAGUCCCUUCAUUAACAGAAGACAUGCCAACAUCUUCAUAAGAACUCCAUCAAGGUGGAAUUCUGUUAUGCAUGAAAGGACCCGCGAGCGCAACAGAACUCCCCAGGAACGCCAGCGGGAGAUCUGUGAGGACUACAACCCCUGUGAGCGUUACGCUCUGGUCCAUGGCUAUCCUGCUGCCUACAAGCGUUUCUUUGGGCCGAGAAGGGGCAAGUGAAGCACCAGGAGUCACCAUUCCCAGUGCCUGGUGCCUGGGUUCUGUAUCUAUCAAGAGUGACAUCUCUGAAAUGUAUUAAGUUGCUUGUUCACUGUAUGUUAUUCCACCUGCAGCUUCCUCCUUCUUUAGCCAACUAUUCCUAGAUUCUCUGUUGAUUAGCACAAUGUUGAUGUAGUGGUGGUGGGCAGAGAAGGAUGUGGGUGUUUAUUAUGAAAUAAACGGCUGGUUUGUUA